This is a messenger RNA of Babesia bovis T2Bo, 684 nucleotides long. Its product is annotated as emp24/gp25L/p24 family/GOLD protein. The transcript has 3 exons. Gene Ontology annotation, cellular component: endoplasmic reticulum; endoplasmic reticulum-Golgi intermediate compartment; Golgi apparatus. Gene Ontology annotation, biological process: endoplasmic reticulum to Golgi vesicle-mediated transport; intracellular protein transport; Golgi organization. NCBI's taxonomy places the organism in Eukaryota, Apicomplexa, Aconoidasida, Piroplasmida, Babesiidae. Bases 14 to 670 code for a protein of 218 amino acids. The record is from RefSeq and is a predicted model, not a curated record.
AUAAAUCAAUAAAAUGAAGCCUGCGCUGAGUGUUGUAGCUGUACUCACAGCAUAUACCGUAGGAGCCGCUGGCUUCUUCUUCAAUAUAGAAUACAACGACAGGAGAUGCUUCUACGAAAAUGUGCCACAAAUGGCAAUGAUUAGCGUAAAUUAUGAAAUGCUUAAUCAAGAAGCACGCGCCUGCGUUGUUAGGAUAUCGGACGAAGAAAAAAAGGUACUGCAAAAUACAAACCUCAAAGAAGCAACUACAAGAGGACGUGUGACAUAUGUAGCCAAAAAUGAAGGUACAUACUACAUAUGUAUCGAUUGCCCCGGACAGCUUUGGUAUACUGCUCAAAUGGCUAAAAUCGCGCUGUCAAUAGAAAUCGCCGAUGGAAAUGAUAUAUACGGUCGUAAUACACAAUACGAUGUAGAUAGAGAAACAACAGCCAAGAAAGAUGAAAUGAAGAAUCUAUCUGAAGAAAUGCGCAAGUUCUCUAUCAAUAUCAUCAAUAUCAAGAACCAUCAAAGACUGGAAAAUAACACCGCAAAAGAACUGCACGAUACAUACAAAAGCAUGUACAACUACCUACUGUACUUCUACUUGCUACAAUUAUUCAUCAUCGCAGCAACAGCCCUGUUCUCAGUAUACCACAUCACCAGGUUCUUCAAAGCAUACCGAAUCGUGUAAACAACAUAUCAUUA